AUGCAGUCCUGUGGUCAACUCGAUGUUGGUGGCCGCAAGAGUGUCUUGGAGAGCAGCGGCCUACCUCCUGAACCAGACCAUUUCGACAUGGAGAUGCUCCGGCUACUUUCGUUGUAUCCGGCGGACACGUCGAGAUACCGACGCUUUCGGCACACUGUGCGCCGCAAAGGUGUUGUAUUGGUCCGGCAUCAAUUGAGAAUCAUGAGCCGUUGUGUCAGCGAAGCACUCCGAGCGUCAGAUGGAUCAAUCAACGGGACAGAAUUUGUGCGCUUGGUACUGCGACAUCAUCCAUAUUAUGGGCAGAAUAUAACUGCAGCAAACGUCCUAAGACAGCUAAUACGACGCCUCGCCAAGACCAAUCGUCGAAGCCUACUGAACAUUGUGGAAACGGUCAUCAGGCACUGGGUCAUCCAGAAGGACUUAUCAGAAUUAUCGCUGAAUGACAACGACUAUACAAUUUCACUGCCGUCCGCCUGUGUCGUUCAUGUCGAUGUGGACAACAUCACGAAAUCUUAA
Molecule: messenger RNA, 516 nt
Organism: Aspergillus welwitschiae
Lineage: Eukaryota; Fungi; Ascomycota; Eurotiomycetes; Eurotiales; Aspergillaceae
Exons: 1
Coding region: 1-516 (171 amino acids)
Source: RefSeq, a predicted model, not a curated record